Messenger RNA from Colossoma macropomum (tambaqui), 3718 nucleotides. RefSeq names its product signal peptide, CUB domain, EGF-like 3 (gene scube3). The transcript has 23 exons. Gene Ontology annotation, biological process: signal transduction. Gene Ontology annotation, molecular function: calcium ion binding. Bases 1 to 3015 code for a protein of 1004 amino acids. The record is from RefSeq and is a predicted model, not a curated record. Gene Ontology annotation, cellular component: cell surface. NCBI's taxonomy places the organism in Eukaryota, Metazoa, Chordata, Actinopteri, Characiformes, Serrasalmidae.
AUGCGCUCGAGCUCCGGAUUCGUGGCCUUUUGCCUGCUCGCUUUUGUCCGGCCGGCUGCUGGAGUUUCUGCGAGCAGAUCUACCCAAGAUGUGGACGAGUGUGUGGAGACCACAGACAACUGCAGCAUUGAUGCGAUCUGCCAGAACACACUCAAAUCCUACAAAUGCAUCUGCAAGUCCGGUUAUAAAGGAGACGGAAAACACUGUGAAGAUAUUGAUGAGUGUGCGACUGAUUAUAAUGGAGGAUGCGUCCACGAGUGUAUCAACAUCCCGGGGAACUACCGGUGCACGUGCUACGACGGCUUCCGCCUGGCCCACGAUGGCCAUAACUGCCUGGAUGUGGAUGAGUGUGCGGAGGGUAACGGAGGCUGUCAGCAGGUGUGUGUGAACAUGAUGGGGAGUUACGAGUGUCGAUGUAAAGAGGGCUUCUUCCUGUCCGAUAACCAACACACCUGCAUCCAGCGGCCCAAAGUGCGCAUCAACGGCACUAAAGAAGGCCCGAGCUGUAUGGAUAAGAACCACGGCUGUGCUCAUAUCUGCAGAGAGGCUCCUAAAGGAAUCGCCUGCGAGUGCAGACCAGGCUUCCAGCUCACCAAGAACAACCGAGACUGCAAACUGACGUGUAACUAUGGUAAUGGGGGCUGUCAGCACAUCUGUGAGGAAGGGGACCCUGCACCGCGCUGCUCCUGCCACAUGAAGUUCGUACUGCACUCCGAUGGCAAGACGUGUGUGGAGGAAAGGAGUGUCCAGCAGCAGCUACAUCAGCCACAGCUGUUACCCAAUGAGACGUGUGCAGUGAAUAAUGGAGGUUGUGACAGCACAUGCCAUGAUGCGCUAACAGGGGUUCGCUGCAGCUGUCCAGUCGGGUUUGCUCUCCAGCCUGACCGCAAGACAUGCAAAGAUAUCGACGAGUGUCGCAUGAGUAAUGGCGGCUGCGAUCACAUGUGCAGGAACACGGUGGGAAGCUUCGAGUGCAGCUGCAGGAAAGGCUACAAACUGCUGACCAAUGAGAGGACCUGUCAAGACAUAGACGAGUGCUCCUUUGACCGGACGUGUGACCACACCUGUGUGAAUUCUCCGGGCAGUUUUGAGUGUCACUGUCAUAAAGGCUACGUCCUGUAUGGAGUCGCUCACUGUGGAGACAUUGACGAGUGCAGUAUAAACCGCGGCGGCUGUAAGUACGGCUGUGUGAACACACUGGGCAGCUACGAGUGUACCUGCCCACCAGGACACAAACUGCAGUGGAACAGGAAGGACUGCAUUGAGGUGGUGAAGUGUGCGUCCAGUCUGGUGGCUCCUAAAGCCACGCUGUCCUGCAGCAAGACGGGCUGCUCCCUCACCUGUGCGUCUAAAGCGCACUACCUGGCAGAGUCUGACAGCAGUUACUCUGUUAGCUGUGGAGUUCCUGUACUACGAGGCAAAGGCCAAAGCAAAGCUAACUCCAGCAACAGCCAAGGCUGCAUAGAGACUCUGGCUCCUCCAGUGAAGCAAACAGCCUCGUUCCGAAUCAAAAACGCCAAGUGCCACCUGCACCCCAAACUCAGGGGACGAGCAGAGGACGGAGGCAGGCAGAUUGGACCAGGUGGUCAGCUGUGCAACAACUGUCAGGUCACCUUCGUCAACCUGAAGUGUGACUCCUCCAAGAAGGCCAGAGGGCGGCGCACGCGUAACCCGUCAAAUAAAGAGAUUACACGCAUCACUCUGGAGCUGGAGGCAGAGGUUAAACCGGGGGACACUACCGGGAGCUGUGACCUGAGCUGUGUGAGGAAGCAGAUGGAGCAGAAGAUGAAGUCCUCCAUCAAAGCGCUGAAGAAGUCCAUUAAUCAGGAGAGGUUUCUGAUCCGCGUGGCGGGGCUGGAGUAUGAGGUGGCUCAGAAAGGGGCCACGGAUAAACACGAAAACUGCGGCCCGGGGAAAGAGAAGGACAGCGGCCGCUGUGUCAGAUGUUUGCCCGGGUCGUAUUAUCAUGGUGAGAUGGAGCGCUGUGUCCAGUGUCCUCCUGGAACCUUCCAGGAGCGUGAGGGUCAGCUAGCCUGUGACCUUUGCCCUGGAGGAGAUCGCCACGGCCCACCAGGCGCCCGCAACAUCACUUCCUGCUCAGGUCAGUGUUCACCUGGUCAUUACUCGGGUGAUGGCUUUAAGCCGUGCCAGCCCUGCCCUCGGGGCACGUACCAGCCGGAUGGUGGCAGGACCCUCUGCUUCCCCUGCGGAGGAGGACUCGACACCAAGAAAGAGGGAGCCGUCUCCUUCCACGACUGUGAAGUUAAGGUGUCUUGUGCGGCGGGACAUUACUACAACACCUCCGUCCACCGCUGUAUCCGCUGUCCUGUGGGCACCUACCAAUCAGAAUUAAAACAGAACUACUGCAUCUCCUGCCCUGGAAACACCACCACUGACUUUGAUGGAGCCACCAGCGUCUCUCAGUGCAAGAACAGGGAGUGCGGAGGUGAAAUCGGAGAGUUCAUCGGGUACAUCGAGUCUCCCAACUACCCUGGAGAUUACCCUGCUAACGUGGACUGUAUAUGGACCAUCAACCCCCCCAGCAAGCGCAAGAUUCUCAUCGUGGUGCCAGAGAUCUUCCUCCGUUCCGACGAUGACUGUGGAGACGUGCUGGUGAUGAGGAAGAACUGGUCAGUGACCUCCAUAACCACCUACGAGACGUGUCAGACGUACGAGCGGCCCAUCGCCUUCACAGCUCGCUCUCGACGCCUCUGGAUCAACUUCAAGUCCAACGACGCGAACAGCGCUCGCGGCUUCCAGAUCCCUUAUGUCACUUAUGAUGAGGACUACGAGCAGCUGGUUGAAGACAUCGUCAGAGACGGGAGACUCUACGCCUCUGAAAACCAUCAAGAAAUCCUGAAGGACAAAAAAUUAAUCAAAACGCUCUUCGACGUGCUGGCCCACCCACAGAACUACUACAAGUACACGGCUCGGGAUUCCAACGAGAUGCUCCCGCGAUCCUUCAUCCGCCUCAUCAGCAGCAAAGUCUCAGCCUUCCUCCGGCCAUACAAGUAGCCAGAAACGUCCACCGGCAUCAUCCUCCGACCGCCUCUAUUACCAGCCUUCAGUCUCCUUCAGUCGACUUAGCACACGUUUUAUAAAUCCAGUCAUGGUUAGCAAAACUACACCUUGAGCAGCUUCGAAAACAGCGCACUAUGCAGAUCUACAUCUACAACAUCUGGCUUUUUAUCCGUUUAUUCUCAUCAGUCAUCUCCUCUAAGAAAAAGGGUAUAUAUGUGUAGAUGAGUUGAACAGAACCGUCUCCUCAAGUUGAUAAAUCGGGGAGGGUUUGUAUGUUUGGUUCCUCUUUAUGUGUCUGUCACCACUCUGUGUUCGUGUUUUUGUGUUUGUUUUAGUCAUUUGAAUGUUUGUUUGUUUGUUUGUUUGUUUGUAUGCUGUCGUUCUCAGUCCUGACACCUCUUGCGGUGAUGUUUUGUUUGGUGUGAAAGGGCUGGUGUAUCCCGUACCACAUAACUGCGUAUGUGGAACCACAGUUUUGGCAAAAGAGGACGAGAGUUUUCUGUCGACAAAAGAAAGAAGUGCACUGAGAAAAGUGAUGCGUAGAAAUGACCGUAUUACAUCAGCGUAGGUUUGUCUUCCUGUUUGCUUAUGUUGCCAGUAAUUAUGUGAAAGUACAGGACUGUGCAAAACUCAGACCCUUCAUUUACUUUAAUGUUCAGUCUGAGCAGCCAUUAAGUACAGGCUGUUCACUUCUCAC